Messenger RNA from Dendrobium catenatum, 3306 nucleotides. Its product is annotated as probable LRR receptor-like serine/threonine-protein kinase At1g67720. Lineage: Eukaryota; Viridiplantae; Streptophyta; Magnoliopsida; Asparagales; Orchidaceae. The record is from RefSeq and is a predicted model, not a curated record. Gene Ontology annotation, biological process: protein phosphorylation. The transcript is spliced from 15 exons. The coding region runs from base 245 to 3049 and encodes 934 amino acids. Gene Ontology annotation, molecular function: protein binding; ATP binding; protein kinase activity.
CAUUUCCGUUCACACCGUUUCACACUAAUUUAAGAACUUGUGGCCGGCAAGAAAACGCUCCUGGAAAGUUCAAAACAGCUAUACGCAUUAUAAGGCUGCUUGAAUUUUCUUCGUGUAAAGAAGGAAAAGGAGAUUCCAGUUCGAAGUGGACUUGUGAGCAGUGGAGUCCCCACUUCUUUAGGAAAGCAGUUAGGGUUUUGUUUAAGAACUGCAUUGUUGUUUGAACUCUUUAUUCUUGUAAGUCAUGGGUUUUCUAUAUUCUAUGUUGGCUUUCUUGAUUGUAUUAAUUCCCACCUCAGUAGCUCAAAUCGAAGAAUUUGUUAGUAUAGAUUGUGCAAGCAAGAGCAAUUACUCGGACUCAAAAACUGGCCUAGUUUGGGUGUCAGAUUCGACAUUCAUUAGGCUUGGGAGUGUAGCUGAAGUUAAGUCAGAAAAUGAAAUUAGUCCUCAAUAUAAAUUCUAUAGGUAUUUCCCUGCGGACAACAAGAAGUACUGCUAUACCUUUAAUACUACAGCAAGAAGGCGAUACCUUGUUCGUGCAACAUUUCUUUAUGGGGAUUCUUACCCUGGAAGUUCAUAUCCUAUGUUCCAGCUCUACUUGGAUACCACUCUAUGGGCAACUAUAACGGUCAAUGAUGGUUCUCGAGUAUAUGUGGAAGAGAUGAUAAUUAGGGCACAAUCAACUUCAUUUCAAGUGUGCCUAUGCUGUGCUUCCACUGGGUACCCUUUUAUAUCUACUCUUGAGCUCCGGCCAUUGAAUCUUUCGAUGUAUUUCACCAGCUAUGAAGAAAGUUUCUUCCUGAAGGUUGCAGCAAGAAUAAACUUUGGUUCUCUUAGUGCUGAUCCGAUAAGAUAUCCUGACGAUCCUUAUGAUCGUAUAUGGGAAUCAGAUUUGGACAAAAGGCAGAAUUAUCUUGUGGGAAUGGCUCCUGGUACAGUAAAUGUUAGCACUAGUAAGAAUGUUAUGGCAAACUCUAGAGAGUUUCCACCUGUCAAGGUUAUGCAGACAGCAGUUGUUGGAACAAGGGGAAGCCUCUCUUACAGGUUAGAUCUUGAAGGUUUCCCAGGAAACGCUCGUGCUUAUGCAUAUUUAGCUGAGAUUGAAGAUUUAGGUAAGAAUGAAACUCGUAAGUUCAUAAUGAAGCAGCCAAAUGUGCCCGGUUAUGACAACGUGAUAGUCAAUAUUGCUGAGAAUGCCCAUGGGAGCUACGCUCUUUAUGAACCAAGUUACAUGAAUGUAUCCUUGGACUUUGUUCUUUCCUUUUUGUUUUCAAAGACCCGUGAUUCUACUCGUGGUCCACUCUUGAAUGCCAUUGAAAUCAGCAAAUACGUGCAAAUCAUUCCUAAGACUGAUGUUCAAGAUGUUGCUGUAUUAAAUGCAUUCUGCUCCUUGGCUUCAAUUGGUGAUUGGAGGUAUGACAAUGGAGAUCCUUGUAUCCCUGCAGCGUGGGAUUGGGUGAACUGCAGCUCUGCAAUGCCAUUAAGAAUUACGAAAAUUGCCUUGUCGAAUAAGAAUUUGAAAGGUUUCAUACCUUCAGAGAUAAAACAAAUAGAUCAGCUAGAGGAGUUGUGGCUGGAUGGGAACGUCUUGAAUGGGCCAAUCCCAGAUAUGAGCAAUCUGAUGAUUCUUAAAAUUUUGCACCUAGAAAACAAUAGAUUGAAUGGUCAGCUGCCUUCAUACUUUGGAGAACUACCAAACCUACAAGAGUUGUAUAUACAGAAUAACAAUUUUACUGGGGAAAUACCUCAUGCAUUAUUGACAAAGAAAUUUCUAUUUAAGUAUGAUGGCAAUCCUGGAUUGAAUCUGCCAAGAAGGCGCAAGAAUGAACUAGCAAUUGUACUUGCCACAACUAUUGGAGCAUUUGCUACCUUUGUAGUUUUAUUAGUGCUUGGAUGUUUCUGGCUACUAAGGGCUCGACAAAGAAAGCCAGAGAAGAGUGAUAAUAGAGAAAAAAAUAACUCUUUACGCAUAAUGUCAAGGACUUCAACUCCUUAUCCUCUUGUAGGAAGUACAUCUUUGGCUAUUGAUGAAGGCCUGGAUGUGGCUUAUUGCAUAACCUUUUCUGCAAUAAAAGAAGCUACGGGAGGGUUCUCCAAAAAAAUUGGUGAAGGUAGUUAUGGACCAGUAUAUUAUGGCAAAAUGGAGGGAAAAGAAAUCGCAGUCAAAGUUUCAGCUGAUUUAUCUAGUCAUGGAGCUCAACAAUUUAUCAAUGAGGUCACUCUUCUUUCAAGAAUUCAUCAUAAAAGUUUAGUUUCUUUCAUUGGAUACUGUCAAGAAGAAUCUAAUAAAAUUCUUGUAUAUGAGUACGUACACAACGGAUCCUUGCGAGAUCACAUUCAUGAUUCUGUAAAAAAGACAAAUCUCGAUUGGCUAUCUCGUCUCUUGAUUGCAGAAGAUGCUGCCAAAGGUCUUACCUAUUUGCACAAUGGAUGUAAUCCAGCUAUAAUUCAUCGUGAUGUUAAAACAAGCAAUAUCUUGCUAGAUAUUAACAUGAGAGCAAAAGUUUCGGAUUUUGGGCUCUCAAAACAAGCAACUGACAAUAGUUUUACCCACAUAUCAAGUGUUGCUCGGGGAACAGUGGGCUAUGUUGAUCCCGAGUACUAUGCUAGUCAACAAUUGACUGAUAAGAGCGAUGUCUAUAGUUUUGGAGUCGUACUCCUUGAGUUGAUUUCGGGAAAGAAGCCUAUUUCUGUGCAAGACUACGGUGUUGACUGGAACAUUGUCCAUUGGGCAAGGUCUUUAAUCAGUGAAGGUGAUAUAACGAGUCUUGUAGAUCCUUGUCUUGUCGGCACCUUCAAAAUAGAAUCUCUGUGGAGGAUAGCCGAGAUUGCAAUCCUCAGUGUUCAAAUCCAUGGAACCUCCCGGCCGAAAAUGCAGGAGGUGGAACUAGCAAUCCAUGAUGCAAUCAAUAUUGAGAUGGGAAGCAAGGACAAAACUAAUCAUGCCUCUUCUACAGCCUCCUCUGAUCAUGUAAGAUUCUCGUCUAUGCCCUUUGAUUUUAUGAGCUCUAACUUCCAAAACAAUAUCAAUUUCCCAUCACUGAGAUAAGCCUACAGCUAAUCAAAUGUCAGGCAUGGAAGUAGUUAUGAGAGAAAGGAGCUCUCUUUUUAAUUUGCAUGAGUAGUUCAAAGCUGCCUCUGUGCAAAUAUGCUUUGUAAAUAUUUUUUUUUCAUGCGACCCUUUCUUGGAUGUUGUGAUGCCUGUUUGAAAGCUUAAAAUAAAGCUAGAGAAUACUUAUUCUUGUAAUUACAUAGCAUACAUGACUGAUUCAACAUAAGACUAAAUACAAAGUAUUCAAAAUGCAA